Molecule: messenger RNA, 561 nt
Organism: Schistocerca serialis cubense
Lineage: Eukaryota; Metazoa; Arthropoda; Insecta; Orthoptera; Acrididae
Product: esterase FE4-like
Exons: 4
Coding region: 1-561 (186 amino acids)
Source: RefSeq, a predicted model, not a curated record
AUGCAGAGCCCAUCGCAGAACGAAGCACUGAAAGCUGUCGUGGUGUACAUCCACGGAGGAUGUUUCACUGGAGGAAGCGGUGCUAUAAGUGAGCCUCGCUACUUCGUGGACAACGACGUUGUAUUUGUCAGUAUAAAUUAUCGCCUAGGAUUGCUAGGUUUCCUCAGCACGGGAGAUGAAGUCUUCCCUGGAAAUACGGGCCUCAAGGAUCAAGUGGAGGCUCUGAGGUGGGUGCAGAGGAACAUAGCGGCGUUUGGCGGCGAUCCAGAGAGAGUGACUAUCUUAGGCCAAAGCGCAGGAGGAGCUUCCAUUCACUACCACGUCCUAUCUCCACUUAGCAAAGGUCUCUUUAAGAACGCCAUAGCAAUGAGCGGGUCAGCGCUGAACCCCUGGGCUUUCUCCAAAAACGCAACAGACAGAGCAAUACGCUUCGCGAACUACUUGGGAUAUUCGGGGCAGAACUCCUCAGAUCUCGUAGACUUUCUCAAAACCGUGGAUGGACGCACCCUCGCACAAGACAGUGACAAAGCUCUGUCAGAGGAGAUUUUGAGUGAUGCCUGA